Tuber melanosporum (Perigord truffle) is the source of this 1668-nucleotide messenger RNA. RefSeq lists its product as uncharacterized. The record is from RefSeq and is a predicted model, not a curated record. Gene Ontology annotation, cellular component: late endosome membrane; Ragulator complex; membrane raft. The transcript has 2 exons. The coding region runs from base 722 to 1207 and encodes 161 amino acids. Gene Ontology annotation, biological process: positive regulation of TOR signaling; endosomal transport; regulation of receptor recycling. Lineage: Eukaryota; Fungi; Ascomycota; Pezizomycetes; Pezizales; Tuberaceae.
CAACCACGGUAUUCCCCCCCACAGGGUUUCCCACAACCACCCUCCCACCCUUUUCUCCAUUCCCGCGCCCCCAUUUCAGCUCCUCCCACCAAUCCAUACCGCUGUCUCGGUACCAUUCCGUUCCUUCUUUCUUUUGUCUAUUCGUUUCCUUUUUUCCUUACCCAUACACUUGCCAAUCACGGUAACGUAAAACGGUUACCCGCACCUCUUUCCCCCAGCCCAGUGAGGAAGAGGAGUGACAUCUGAGGGAGGAAGAAAUCUCUACAGUUCCUACACGCUGUAUAUUACGGCACCGUAACCUGUUGUUAUUGAGGGAGUGCGGGAGAGGGAGAAAAAAGAGGAGCUGGUCGGGAAGAGGAUCGAUUCCGCGGUACAUAUCAAACGGGAUACAGAAGUUGGUCUAGUUUUCCCUUCAGAUACAUACUGUACAUCAAACGCGGUUAUCCGUCGGAAACAUCUUGCGCCCCUGGGGUUGGUGCGAUUAGGGUUUGUUUUAGCGGUCAGAGUUCCACUGGUGCUAGGGAAAUACCGUGCCGUCAUAGUAUCAUACAUACAUACGGUACAGUAGUUUCACUUCCUUCGCCGACGAAGCGACUGCUGUUUUAACUUGGCGUCCUCCCUCACGCCUUCUCCAUUCCCUUGUCGCAACGACCAUCACCAGCGCGCCGUUAUAACUGUCCUGGUCACCCCCUUUCCCACAUUCUCUCGCCAAAGAAAUAAGAUGGGUGUAUGUUUAUCUUGUCUCGGUAUUCGCCAAAAAGACGACUCCGAACAUCAACGCCUUCUUGCGGCCCCAAACGAUCACCUCCACAGCCAUUCCUAUACCAAUGGGAAUUUCGCUAAUUCCUCACACCACCACUCAAUCCCGGACCCUCAAGCGCUUCUUCAUGAACGCGAAUACCUAGAUCGUCUCGUGGCGCAGACGUCAGAAAAUCUUAUUGACAUAUUCGCCCCUCCAACGCUCACACACAGCAACUCUACCGCUACGCCAAAUAGUCGCGGCGAGUGGUAUCGCAGCGUACUCAGUAAAACUAGUCCGCCCAACCACGGGCCCGAAAUGCCCGUCGUUUUGGAUCCCGGUGUUGUCGGCGGUCCCGAGAGAGAAUGGUUGGAAAGUGUGCUGAAAGGCGGUGAAGAGGCAGUGAGAGAAGUUGGCAAGGUAAAGGGCGUCGGAAAAUUGGUGGUUGGGCUGGAUUACGAGGGGUGAUGGCUUCUUUCGUGGCAUGGAAUGGUUUUAAUGUCCGGGUUGAGCAUGGGAAUGGAGGAGGUAAUUAGGGGUUUCUUUUCUUUCUGUUUCACCAAAGCUUAUUGGUUACUAACGAUUACCACCACCACUAACUAACUACACUGCACCACUGACAUAUCUGCUUUUCCCUCCGCAAAUCUUUUUUUUUCCUUGCACUUUUUUAUUUAUAAGGGGCGUUUUUAUUCAUCUCCCUAUCUUCAGUCCAACUUCUCUAUACUGGCAAGCACUGCUAUAACGAAUCUCUUUUUUCUUUUUUGUUGGCAUUAGCUAUGCGAAUGUAUUUUUCUUUCUCGUUACCAUGCUGUGUCUAGGGGAAGUCACCGGCGGGUUUGAGGCGCACUGGGAGGGCGAGGUAUUAUGGGUGAGAUAUUCUAUUAUGUUUUUAUAUAUACAGAUAAUUUUAUCAUUCAGUCGUGCUCUUA